UACACCUUUAUUGCCCUACAAUUCACUUAACUAAAAUAUUACUGUGAGAUAUGAUGACAUUAUUUUGUGUGUGCUGUGUUGCUUAGUUAACAACAUUAUUUUAUAUAAAACAGAUAAUGUAAAUUGUGCUUGUGUCUGUGUCUGAUACUGUAAGUUGCCUACAACCAAAGAGCAGAGUUGAAGUAGGAGGAUAUUUAGGACCUAGUUGGAGGGCCAGACUUCUGUGAACCAUCUGCUUUUUUCUCUUCUGUUUAGGUGAAGGACAGAGUAAACUGUGGUAAACUGUAAACUGAUACAAAGUGAAGUGCAUAAGUAUACUUGCCUGAGCCAGUGCUGGUCCUACCUGAAGAGAUUAAGCUGUACAAAAAGAUAGGAGGCUAAGCACAGAGGUUGAAGUAGCAAGUAGGGUAUGAGGAAAAGCUCAAGAGCUUCAUAUGCAGUUAUUGGGUAGUAGGGAGGAUCUUAAUACAGUCUUCUCCCAUCAAGAGGUGCUUGACGACUUCUGUUUGUGUAUUAUGUUUUGCACAGAUCCUUUUGCGUGAAUUGUGUAACAGAGAAUGUACUUGUGAACUUAAUGCAUUGAGUAACAGGGAAUGUACUUGUGAACUUAACAGUUUAUUUUUACCAAGAUGCCUGAGUUUUGCAGGCACUAGAACGUAACUCAUAAAGUACACCCGUAGAUCUGUUCCUCUGCUGCUCAUGGCCAAAGAAACAGAGGCUUUCUCCCAAAAUUUUUGUUUCUAGUUAGGACCAUCAUUGGUCUGUUUGAUGGAAGAUUGAAGGUCUGAAGGCAGUAUAAGUGGGUUUUCCCUUGAUGGUGAUACAGAACCACAUAAUAAUGUAGUUGGUUGGGCUCUCUUGUCAUUUAGUCCAACUUGUCUCUUGAAGGUAACAUUGAACUUAGAUCAGGUUGUCAGGGUCACAUUGAGUUAAGUUUUUAAUUUCCUCAGGAAUGGAAAUUCCAUACAUUGCUAACUUGUCAUCUUAGGGCCCAGCAAGCCUUAGAACCUUUGAAACGAGCAGGUACCGUAAGGCCUCUGUAAGAUCAGAACUUGCAUUUAAAUUAAAGAUCUCUGAGCUCCUGAACAGGAAAAGCUGCUCUUUGUCUAGAUCUCAAGAGCUGAAUACAGUUGACAUAGAUCCUGUAGGCAGGUUUAUGGGCUGCUGAAAAGCAGGCAGUGAAAUGUCUGGUCUUCACCCAAGUAUUCAUCUGCAUUGUUUCUGUUAAAAUCCUGGGAAAAGCAGGACACUUACUGUAACGCUGGAUUAGAACAGUGCAGUUCCUGUGGGAUUAGACCAUUUCACAUCCACGCUGCUGCACCUCUGAGACCGCAGAAAUGAGGCCUUUUCAAAUCCUCUUUCACCGAUUUUGGCAGUGCUGAAAAUGUGGCCUCUCCCUGACUUUUCCUCCUUCAAAUGUGAAAUAAAGCAUAAGUGAGCAUUUGUUCCUGUCUAUCAACACUCAUGUUUAGAUUAAAUUGGGAUUUAAACAAGAUACACUUUGUUUGACUAAGAGAAAACAUCAGUAAAGCAAAGAAGUAAAAUAAAACACCUGUUACAGUCACUUUUAGGAGGACCAGAACUAUUCAUAGGUGUCUCCAGCUCAUGCAGUUAGACUGAAGACUGGCAAAUGUUGUGAAUCUUUUUAUGGGAUUAUGGGAAUUGAAGAUGCACCUAGGGUGAUAUUUUAAUGCAGGCAUUAAAAUGCAGAUUUGGUCAUUUGGCAUGUCAAUCUUUCUGUGCCUUUGCUUUUUAUUUCCUUCUUUCUGUCUCUCUUCCAGCAUAUGGCAAGCUUCCCAGGAAGAAGACUGUUUUCUCCUGAAAUGCUUUUGUCUCCUUUCCAAGGAGGAACUUGCUUUACUGUAGCUUAAUUUAUUUUUAUUUCUGCAGAUAUCCUCUCAUGUAAUUGUCUGAGUGGGUUAGGUACAAGUUAGUUUUGGAUAUGAUUGUAUAUAUUCUUUGGACCAGUUUUAAUUUCAGGCUGCUUGUGUGUGUAUCAAUGUGGGGUCUGUGUUUUAAUGCCCAACCAGUCUCUGAGCAGAGGCCCUGUCCUGGCCAACCUCGCUCCCAGUUUAAUUGCUGAGCAUGAUGGCAUAUGGUAUGGAAUAUACCUUUGGUCAGUCAGGCUCAGCUCUCCCAACUGUGUUGCCUCCCAGCUCCUUGUGCACCCCCAGGCUGCUCGCUGGUGGGGCAGUGUGAGCAGCACAAAAGGCCUUGACACUGUGUAAGCACUGCUCAGCAGAACGAAAGCGUCAGUGUGUCAUCAAUACUGUUUUCAGCACAAAUCCAGAACGUUGCCCCAUAUAAGCUACUAUGAAGAAAUCUAUUUCUAUCCCAGCCAAAACCAGUACAACAUUUAGAUAGGAAUCAUUCAUAUAUUGAGGUAUCAGUUGCAACCCUUCCGAACAGCUAAGACUGCCAGUCAUACUCCUUUCUCACAAAACAGAAAAUUGAUUUUCAAGUGGAAGAAAGAAUUGGCCUUUCUUUGCAAAUACCCCAGCAAUGACCUAUUUGAAGAGCAUGGCUUCACAAAUGUUCCAGAGUGUCAUUGCAGUUCUUAGAAAGAAAGAUUUGGAAAGACACCUGAGCUCACAAGCUGUGAAGAGGCAUAACUUGACUAAAAUGUGGUUUAUGAAGAUCAUUGAUGAAAGAGAGAAGAAUUUGGAUGACAGGGCGUACCGCAAUAUCCAGGAGCUUGAAAAGUAUGCUGAGAACACUCAGAGUGCUCUCUUGUACCUCACCUUGGAAAUGCUGGGUGUGAGGGACGUCCAUGCUGACCACGCAGCCAGUCACAUUGGGAAAGCGCAAGGCAUAGUUACCUGUUUAAGAGCAACUCCAUAUCACUGUACAAGACAAAAGGUCUUUCUUCCCAUGGACAUUUGUAUGUUGCAUGGAGUUUCACAAGAGGAUUUCAUAAGAGGCAAGCAAGAGAAAAACGUGAGAGAUGUAAUUUAUGACAUUGCCAGCCAGGCCCAUAUUCAUCUAGAACAUGCUAGAUCUUUCAGUAAGAAAGUUCCUGUGAAGGCAUAUCCUGCUUUUUUCUGUACGGUUGCCUUAGAUGAUUAUUUAUGUAAUGUGCGAAAAGUGGACUUCAAUAUAUUUCAUCCAAGCUUACAAAGGAAGAGUACAUUAUUACCAUUGCAUUUAUAUAUUAGAUCUUGGAAAAGAACAUAUUAAAG
Molecule: messenger RNA, 3179 nt
Organism: Strigops habroptila (Kakapo)
Lineage: Eukaryota; Metazoa; Chordata; Aves; Psittaciformes; Psittacidae
Gene: NDUFAF6
Product: NADH:ubiquinone oxidoreductase complex assembly factor 6
Exons: 8
Coding region: 2503-3177 (224 amino acids)
Biological process (GO): mitochondrial respiratory chain complex I assembly; biosynthetic process
Cellular component (GO): mitochondrion
Source: RefSeq, a predicted model, not a curated record